AUGCCCACCAGCACAUUCCGCAUCUCCCCGAUGCUGCUCCCUCGGAGCCCCGUGUUGUUUUCGGCCGGCUGCUUCAGGCGGCCUCGAUCGCCAGCUCCUGGGCCGGGAGCUGCCGCUGAUUCGCCCAUCCGCAGGUUCGCAGGCUCUGCCACCGCGUUCCCUCGUCCACGGCCAUUGUUGACUUCCUCGGCCUGCCUCCUUCUGACGAAUCAGCGUGCGGCAAUGGGGGCGAAUCUCUCCACUCCAGCCGCUAGAGCUCUUACAGCCCCUAGCAGCGCUAGCCUCCUCCGUCCCCUUCCCCCUUCUCCACCAUCCAAAUCCCGUAUCCAGCUCCAGACUUCCCAAACGAACCAGCAUCAUCAGCGCCACCGCCAGAACCGCAAUCCCAUCUACGUUUACACCCGAAACCUCAGCUCUACAGCCGACAUGGCUCCUCCUUUAAAUAACGCGGCUGACCCCGUCGAGAGAUCUUCAUCUCCUUAUCCCGACCCUCGCCAGAUCGGCCCCAAAUCCAAGAUUCUUGCUGCUCGAACCUCCAACUACCACUCCACCUCGCUCAGAAACAUGGUCACCAUCAAUACCGUCAACAAGACCGCCCUCCACCCCGGUGGGGUCCAGCCGGUCCGGGAGCAUACCGAGCUCGAAGAGGAGCUUCAUCAGACGGCAGACAUCGAUUAUGACCGUGUAGCCAUUGUCCCCAAUCCAAGUGUCGCUGCCCUCUACGAAGAUGCCCUCGUCUACGAAACUGGCUCUGCUAUUACCUCAACUGGUGCCCUCACAGCAUACUCCGGGGCGAAGACCGGUCGAUCACCUUUAGAUAAACGUAUCGUCAAGGAGCCCAGCUCAGAAAACGAGAUCUGGUGGGGACCCGUUAACAAGCCAAUGACACCUGAGGUCUGGAGAAUCAACCGCGAACGUGCGAUCGAUUACCUGAACACGCGGAAUCGCAUCUACGUCGUCGACGGCUUCGCAGGAUGGGACGAGAAAUACCGCAUCAAGGUCCGGGUCGUGUGUGCCCGCGCCUACCACGCGCUCUUCAUGCGCAACAUGCUUAUCCGCCCUAAUCGAAGUGAGCUGGAGCAUUUCCACCCCGACUACACCAUUUACAAUGCCGGCUCCUUCCCUGCAAACAGAUACACAGAGGGCAUGACCUCGGGAACCUCGGUUGCCAUCAACUUUGCUGAGAAGGAGAUGGUGAUUCUUGGAACCGAGUACGCUGGCGAGAUGAAGAAGGGCGUCUUCACCGUUCUCUUCUACGAGAUGCCCGUGAAGCACAACGUCCUCACGCUGCACUCCUCCGCCAACGAGGGCAAGAACGGCGAUGUGACUGUCUUCUUCGGCCUGUCUGGCACUGGCAAGACCACACUGUCAGCUGACCCUAACCGCGCCUUGAUUGGUGACGACGAGCACUGCUGGACUGAGCGCGGCGUCUUCAACAUCGAAGGCGGCUGCUACGCAAAGUGCCUCGGGCUAUCCGCCGAGAAGGAACCCGAUAUUUUCAACGCCAUCAAGUUCGGCUCCGUCCUCGAAAACGUGGUGUUCAACGUAGAAACCCGUGAUGUAGACUUCGACGACGCGACGCUCACCGAGAACACUCGCUGCGCGUAUCCCAUUGAAUAUAUUCAGAACGCCAAGAUUCCCUGCAUCUCAGAAAACCACCCAACCAACAUCAUUCUCCUCACCUGCGAUGCCCGUGGUGUCCUCCCACCCAUCUCCAAGCUUAACUCUGCCCAGACGAUGUUCCAUUUCAUUUCGGGCUACACCUCGAAGAUGGCCGGUACCGAAGAUGGUGUCACAGAACCACAAGCUACCUUCUCAUCGUGCUUCGCACAACCUUUCUUGGCUCUGCAUCCUAUGCGCUACGCCAAGAUGUUGGCUGAGAAGAUUGAGCAACACAAGGCCAAUGCUUGGUUGUUGAACACUGGAUGGGUUGGUGCUGGUGCCUCCACCGGCGGCAAGCGUUGCCCGCUGAAAUACACACGUGCCAUUCUAGAUGGCAUCCACUCGGGAGAGCUUGCGAAGGUCGAGUAUGAAAACUACGAGACAUUCAACCUUGCUGUGCCCAAGACCUGCCCUGGCGUCCCAUCAGAACUGCUGAACCCAAGGAACGCGUGGACCGCCGGAAAUGAUAGCUUUAGACAAGAGGUGACGAAACUCGGAGGCUUGUUUGUGGAGAACUUCAAGAAGUACGCGGACGAGGCGACGGCAGACGUCAUCAAGGCCGGCCCAGAAAUCAAUGUUGGCCCAGAAAUCAAGGACGUCCCAGAAACCAAUGCUAGCCCAGAAAUCAAGGCCGCCCCAGAGACCAAUGGUGGCCCAGAAAUCAAGGCCGCCCCAGAGACCAAUGAGACCAAUGGUGGCCCAGAAAUCAAGGCCGUCCCAGAAACCAAUGGUGGCCCAGAAAUCAAGGCCAGCUCAGAAAUCAAUGGUGGCUCAGAAAUCAAGGCCAGCCCAGAAACCAAUGUCUAG
Venustampulla echinocandica is the source of this 2469-nucleotide messenger RNA. RefSeq names its product putative phosphoenolpyruvate carboxykinase. NCBI's taxonomy places the organism in Eukaryota, Fungi, Ascomycota, Leotiomycetes, Helotiales, Pleuroascaceae. Gene Ontology annotation, biological process: gluconeogenesis. The coding region runs from base 1 to 2469 and encodes 822 amino acids. The record is from RefSeq and is a predicted model, not a curated record. Gene Ontology annotation, molecular function: ATP binding; phosphoenolpyruvate carboxykinase (ATP) activity. Gene Ontology annotation, cellular component: cytosol. The transcript has 7 exons.